Molecule: messenger RNA, 3449 nt
Organism: Pseudomyrmex gracilis
Lineage: Eukaryota; Metazoa; Arthropoda; Insecta; Hymenoptera; Formicidae
Product: beta-1,3-galactosyltransferase 5
Exons: 3
Coding region: 514-1587 (357 amino acids)
Cellular component (GO): membrane
Molecular function (GO): hexosyltransferase activity
Source: RefSeq, a predicted model, not a curated record
GGGUUCAAAACGUUUCGCCGCUCCUUCUUCGAAAACGUUCGCCAUAUUGAGCGCGACGGUCGUCUCGUCGCGCGGCCAAUCAGAUUCCGUUACCUCGCCCUUUCGUCUAUGCGAACAUCCUCACCUCGUCGAAGUUUGCACGUUACGCAUCUUUCUCCUCUGUCUCUCUAAUUUUUUCCUCUGUGUCUCUACGAAAGAGAUUCCGCGGAAUGGAAAUGAGCUUGGGUUGCGUUUCGUCAUUGCGAAUUCCCGACCGGUUUUUCCGCGAUUUCGCCGCCUAGGAAGUUUUUUUUAACAGCGCGCGAUGUCGUCUGCUUCGUGUUAAUAAAAGCGGUACAUCGUCUCGCGUAUCACACGAGUGUGUAUGUCCUCCGACAAGCCGAGGAGCGCGCGUCGCACCGAGGAAAGAUGAGGGGUGCCAGGAAAAAGAAGAAAACGUACUGUUACUGAAGCAAUCCGGUCCGUCGAACAUGCGGCAGAAUCCGACGUGUAUGAUGAAAGGGGCUUAUUAGUAUGCUGGAUAAGCGACGGCUGCAUGCCUCCGGUACGUCGCCAUGCACCCUCAUCUUCGUGGUCGUUUUGGCACUAACUGGAUGCUUCUCGUUCUGGAUUCACAUCGAUGGGUCAGGAUCGCCGACCCCUUAUUUCAGCGGCAGUGUGGCCGCGCCCGGAUAUAUCCUUAUAUUUCCCGGGAACGUCACGCCCUCCGCACAGUCUUACUCGAUAAACGAACUUCCGUCCGAUGAUAAAUCCACGCUGAUCAACAUCACGGACUUUAGGUUUACCAUGAACCACAAUCCCUGCAACCGUACGCAACCGUUGCUACUGAUGCUGGUUCAUUCGGCGCCGGGGAAUUUCCCCAAGAGGCACGUCGUGCGGGAGACCUGGGGUCAACAAGCGCCGGACGUGACUUUAUUGUUUCUCGUCGGAUACUCCGAGGAGUAUCAGUCCAGGCUCGAGGAAGAGAAUAAGAAAUAUCAAGACUUAAUACAGGGAAACUUUCUUGAUGCCUACAGAAACAUGACCUACAAGCACGUUAUGGGAUUAAAGUGGGCUACUUAUUACUGUCCAAGUGCCAAAUAUAUACUUAAAUUAGACGACGACGUUUUUGUUCAUUUACCGGCCAUGCUGGACUUUCUCACGCAUGGUCUCUCACCGUGGGGUGCAAGACGUCUAAUUCUCUGUGAUCUUAUUUCGGCUUCCGCAGUAAAGAGAUCCUGGCGUUCCAAGUGGCGGGUCUCUCCUCAGGAGUAUCCCGGUAGACUUUAUCCUGCGUAUUGUGCCGGUUGGGCGAUCCUCUACUCCCCCGAUAGUGUAUUUAUAUUGUACCGCGAGGCCCAGAAGGAGCCUUACUUCUGGAUCGACGACGUGCACAUUACCGGGACACUGGCUAGGAAAGUAAAUUUAACGCAAACUUCACUACAUUCUUGGGUGCUCACAACCCAGAAUAUGCGGGACCUGCUGUCGAACCCGAAUACUCGACGAGAUUUUCUCUUUGGGCCUCCGGAUCUGCCGGAGAGCGGAAUACGAGCCUUACAUAGUCUGGUUUCUAAACCACGGCCUAGCAGCGAAAGCCUAUUGAAUUAAACGUCUAAUAGAAAAAUCUCGUUUAUAUUCAGUCGCCGUAAUGCGAGCAAGAGAGAAAGAAUACGAGCGAGAGAUACGAGAAGUAAGAGUGUUCUCAUACUUACCGCGUAUCCUAAUACUUUUACGUCGCACGCCGUGAGAAAAGAUCUCUCUGAAGAGAAAUAAUUCUCUGAGUAAUGAUAUUUAUAAUUACAACGUCGAGAUGUUUAAAACUCGAAUCGAGAACAAAGUGAAGCAUUCGCUCGAGAUUUAGCGCUGACAAUUCCAGAAAGAAAUAUUAAAAAAUUGACUAAGAAUAUGGCAGCAGACUGACAUCAAAUUGUUCUCGAAUUUCUAUUUAAUUUUUAUAGUAAUAGUUUCUCAUGGACAGCUUUUAUGUUAAUUUGUUAUUACGUAUGCUAUUGAUGCCUGUUGUUGAACGCGCGAUGUUUGCUUAAUUAAGAAUUUUUACUUGAAAAAUUAAAAUCUGUAAAAUUAAUCUUUUUUUUUUUUAUUAAGAUUUAUUUGUAUUGUUUAUUGUAUUUAAGAAAAACAUGAUUUUUGUCCAUCCUUUCUCUUCAGAUCGGUCAUUUGUCACAUCAAAAUGUUUGUACAAUAUUAUAGUUCAACUGUGAGUGUUCGAUUAUUUACACAAUGUAUAAACGGUAUGUUUUGUAUACAAUAUACGUAAUAGUGCGUUAUAUACAUGUGCAUAUGUGUAUAUAGAUAAUAUAUACACAUACAGAUACAGAUGCAGCAAACACAUAUGCAUGUGUAACAAAAUAUUACGAAUCUGGAAAUGUCAUAUUUAAGUGUUAUUUAUAUUUACACGACUAAGAGCAUAAUAUAAUUCAUUUAGAGCAUAAUAUAAUUUCAACUGAAUAGAUUUAUUUAUCAAGUUGAAGGACUCAUUUUGUUCUCAAUUGAUAGUCUGUAAUCAGGGCUCGUAAUCGAGCAUUGUACUGCAAUUGCUAAUUUUGAGAUUGUUAAUAUUUAGAUUUGUUUUAGAGUUUCUUGAUUUAAUGUUUUAAAUUUGUUUGUAAACGUCAUAUUUAAUAUCAAAUGUUUUUUUUUGCUUUUUUGUUUUUUAGUUUUUAACGUCGUAUUAAAAUCUUUCAUUAUAGCACGGAACAGAGCUGAAAUUUAGAUGUUGUUUUUCUUCUCGAAGCUGAUUUAUAUUUAUGAGGCUUCACCUGAUUUAUAUUUAUGAGGUUUAUUAAAAGCAGUUUAAAUAUAAUAAAAGAUUGUGUGUUCUUAAAAUGGCGCUGUCACGAGAUCUUCACUCAGCUUCAACAAUAUCAAAAUCUCAGCUGUAAUAAUAUAAUACUUGUAUAAAUUUUUAUCAGUAUUACUAAUUACAAUUAAAAAGAAAAUAUUUUAUUAUUAAUAUUAGUUAAAGAUAUGUAAUCAGUGACCUUAUUUAAUUAUUAAAAUUGAUAUUUAAUUAUUGAUGUUAAAAAUUUCAGCGACAUUCUUGACAACAUUUAUAUAAAAAACUACAUAUUCGCUAUAUUUGUUAUGUUUAAUUAUUUCAUAAAAUAUGUCUGAUAAUUUGUGUGAUAUAUAGAGUAUAGUAUUCAUUGUCUAUUUGAUUUUGCUAUAUAUACGCACAUGCACACAUGUACGCACAUUUUUACAACUAUAUGUCUUAAGCAAAAUAUUAAAAAAAAUAUUUUGAUAUCAAUCACUAUACAAAGUUUCAUUAAAUCAAUUAUAAACAUACAUCACUUCACAGCACACGCACAAAUAUAAAGAACAAAUUUUUUGUGUAUAGAUAUUGCACAUUUGACACAUCACAUAUAAGAAAAGUCUUAAUUAAUUAAAAACUUUAUGAGCCCUGGUUAUAUUAAAUAAAUUGAGAUAAAAAGUUGUAGAAUUAUAAA